AUGGAUUCAUUAGCGCGAGUAGGUGAUCAAAGAAUAAAUAAACCGUAUCUCGGUGGCUGGAAGCACAGAGCCACAGGUGUGAUAUAUCACAAUGCAGCAUCGCAAACAGGACCAUUAAACGUGAACAAUGUUGAGAAUUUCUGCAGCAGAGAGGUGCAGUGUAUUAAUACCAAAGAUGAUGCAUUUCAAACUUGUAUUAACAGAGCUACGCAGAUGUGGAGAAAAGACUGUUAUACAUCAAGCGAAGGAGACAAAUAUUUGACCUCGGGUUCCUACGAAACCGCUGAAGAAAAACAAGCUCGCCUGAACAAAAAAGCGCUAACGAUCCAGCGCUGUUAUCGAUCCUGGAGAAUCCUGAAGAAAAUCCGACUUUGCGCUGCUGAAUACCGUCGUUUGAACGAGGAAUGCUUGAAUCACGCAAAAGGACAAGAAGAACUUCGCCAGGAGCGCACUAGGUACUCGAUAAUCCGGCAAACAUACCCGCAAAGUCGCUCAGACUUCGAUAAAAUUUACGCGCUCAUUGAAUUAUGGCGACAGCACCAUCAGAAGCGGAUCCGAGGUUGUUUUUUUCGAGGAGCGGUGAUUGCAGAAAAUCUCUCGAUGCUGGAAAAAAUAACAGAGAUGCUGAGAAACCUGGAAAAGCAUCGACGUAUUAUUAGAGAGGAGCGUGCAAGUACCCGGCUCACAGAGUUGUUGACAUUUCACAGUAAACCAGUCAGAUGGACUGGAUACAACGGCAAGCUCAUUGAAAUGAUAACUCUGAGGACCCAGAGAGCUCGUGAGCUCAAGAAUCUCUAUGACCUACUAGCCAACGAGAGCAAUUGCACCACUGAGAAACGAAUCGAAAUGUUUAUUCAUCUCAAGUGCGCUCUUAGUUCUCACAAUUGUUACCCUGCGUUAGAUCUUCAAGGUUUGAUUCAACAGAAACUUUUAUUGCUGUCCCGCGGACUCGCUUCUGGGCUUGAUUAUUUCAACAAAAGAAUAUUAAGUAAUUUUUUUUUUUAG
Molecule: messenger RNA, 1005 nt
Organism: Cotesia congregata
Lineage: Eukaryota; Metazoa; Arthropoda; Insecta; Hymenoptera; Braconidae
Source: the annotation of a GenBank genome assembly